Messenger RNA from Ostrea edulis (European flat oyster), 2187 nucleotides. Its product is annotated as TBC1 domain family member 19-like. The coding region runs from base 235 to 1848 and encodes 537 amino acids. NCBI's taxonomy places the organism in Eukaryota, Metazoa, Mollusca, Bivalvia, Ostreida, Ostreidae. The transcript is spliced from 18 exons. The record is from RefSeq and is a predicted model, not a curated record.
GGAACUCUUCAGUGAACUGGAGUUAAAAAAGCUGUUCUCGUACAAGAGGAAACAGACAGCCAGACCUACUAUAUUUUAUUUAGUGUUGGUGAAAGAUUGUUUGAUAUCAAAGCUUGCUUCCUUGGAAUUGAAGAGUGGUGUUGUUUAUCGCACUGCUGAAUACCUUGAACGUGCGUCCUUAGGGCGGGGAUGAUAAAAUUGACAUAGUUGCUAAGGACUCGAUUGUAGUCGAUAAUGGGAGAUUCCAAUUUUUCCAAAGCUUACAUCCAAACGUUAAUCGAUGAGCUGAAAACAUCAAAGAUUUAUACGGAUCUCCAAUUUGCAGCACAGGUAGAAAUAGCCAAACCUACCUUGAGGUUGUCAGAAUUAAAGAAAGGGGUACUUAAUGGCCUUGUGAACUCAGGUUGGGAUAGAAAGCUAAGAAAUGCAAUAUACAGAUUUCUACAAACACACCCAAAACUUCAACACCCCGCCCCGCCUGCAGAACAUUUGAAAGAACCUCUAGUCUUUCUCAGAAAAGCACAGCAAUCAUGGGAAAAGAGAAUUCUGAAAAGCUUAAACAGUAUGUGCACAGAGCUGAAUAUUCCGCUAGCUAGAAAGAGACCAGAGAAGGAACAGAAAGAAUGGGCACAGAAAUGGACGGAGCUUGGAAUUGACGGCCCAGUCCACAUUGAAAAGACUGUGCCAAAAGAUGCUGCCGCAGAAGAUCUGAGUCAGAUUCGUCCUGUGUAUGCCCCCAAAGACUUCCUGGAGGUGAUUAUUGGUCUACAGAACCCAAACUACCACGGAUCUGAUACCCCAGGAUUCUAUCAUCUCUGGGGAAUUGUGCAAGUACCUAUAAAUGUUAAAGGCAUUGAUGAAUUGAGGCUUCAGUAUAGUGAGAUGUCAAUUAAUCAAUGUCAAUCCGGAAUAGAUGAUGCCCAGGACAUUCCGUCAGAACUCUUUGAACAGGAAAGGGUCAAACUAGGACGAAAAGUCAUCAAUACAAAUCAUGGCCCUCUUGCUCAGGAAUUUUCUAAGAAAGGUUGUCCAACCAGCAUGAGAGCAACAUUAUGGUGCCAUAUACUAUCUAUUGAGGUGGAUGAAAUUGACAUCUUGUAUUAUGAACAGCUAAAAACAAAUGUCUUGCAACAUGACUUGCUGGUUGACAGUCUACUAUACAAGGAUGUGAAACUGACCGCCACAAAUGAUGACCAAUACUUUGUUUUUGAAGAUUUUCUGUAUCAGGUUCUUAUACCAUUUUCAAGAGACACAUUUGUCUUGAAGCAUUUUGAUUAUAACAGUGCCAGCCCUCCAAAGUCCUAUAUCCGAGGUCGGCUAGGCAUGGACGAAUUUGCCGUGAAUUACCCACCGAAUGGAGUGAUCCCUUUUCAUGGAUUUGCCAUGUAUGUGGCUCCAAUGUGUUUUCUGUACAAAGAGACCAUCACCCUGUAUUACGUCUUUAGAGAGAUGUAUGUUCGCUAUUUCUUCCGACUACACAGUAUAUCCUCACACCCUCAGGGCAUUGUAGGUUUGAGUUUGCUGUUUGAGACACUUCUUCAAACACACGAACCCGAUUUAUUUUUCCAUCUGAAGUCUGUGGGGUGUCAACCCCUUAAGGUAGCCUUUAAGUGGUUGGUACGUGCCUUUUCUGGUUACCUGUCCAGCGACCAGGUGCUAUUGCUAUGGGACCGUGUUUUAGCGUACAAUUCUCUGGAAAUCUUGUCAGUGCUAGCGGUUGCAAUAUUCUCCUUUAGAAAGACCAAUUUAAUGAAGGUACAAUCCUACAACGCAGCAGAGGCAGUAUUAGCGGAUUUGACAACGUUGCAAGUCAUCCCCCUGAUUCAGCUAAGUCUGUUCUCCAAAUGAAAGCUCUCUGAUGGAUGAUCUGUCGGACUAAUCGUGGACUUUGCGUUAAUGACACAGACUUGGUGACAUUAAUUACCAAACAUCGAGAUUCCCCAUCAUCAAUUAUAGCCCUUAAUAUUUGUCGUUAUUUUACAAUAUUACGACUGUGAUAUUUUAUGUGUAGUUUCAAUGGGGAGGAUAUUGUCUACUUCGUUUGUUUUACUUGAGGUGGAUUUUCCGAGAAGAGAAAAUACGUUGAAUAUAGAGGAAACAUUAUUUAUAUUUUGUGAUUUUACACACAAAAACCCACAUUAAAAUGCUUUAUAUUUGAUAAGUGUAGAAAUAAAUGCUAAAACCUUA